GUCCGACGACAUCAACUUGCAAUACCAAGCAACCUCCACAGUAAAGCUUAUCCGCAGUUUAGACUCGGACAAAAUGAUAGAUCCGUAGCAGCCGCACCCUACUGUGCUACCCAGAAUCAACAAUGGCGGCAACUCUGCGUCAACUGGCGCGCCCGGCCCUCCGCGCACCGUCAAGACAUCUCGCCGCUCCAGCAAUACCGACAUCCCAUAUCCACGACCAGCACCGCCGCUUCCUCCCAGCGGCCUCGCGCGCGACAUUCUUCAGCCUCCCCGGGAACCCGCUCGGCCCGCCGGCGCCCGCACAUCUCACCGCGCGCCGGCGCCUGCCGUACCAAGCUUCGUCGCUGUACGACAUCAUCGCCGACGUGGACUCGUACGCCUCAUUCCUGCCGUACUGCACACACAGCCGCGUGACGGCGUGGCGGCCCGGACCCGACGGCAAGGGCCGCUGGCCCGCGGCCGGCGAGCUGACCGCCGGCUGGGGCCCCGUCACCGAGACCUACACCAGCCGGCUGUACUGCAUCCCUGGCCGGAUCGUCGAGGCCGUCAGCGGCAAGGGGACACCGGGGAUUUCACCAGCUGAGGCCAAGGAGUGUGGGAUCAAUCUUGACGAGAUCAUACCUGGCACCAAGGCUUCUGAGGGUGGGCUUUUUGAGAGCCUGGUGACGCGGUGGACUGUUACGCAGGAGGCAGGCACGGGCGGGUCGAGGCCCUGGGCGGACGUCGAGCUGUCGAUUCGGUAUCAGUUCGCGAACCCCAUGUACCAGGUUGCCACGGCCAGCGUGGCUAAUGAGAUGGCUGGGUUGAUGGUUAAUGCGUUUGAGAAGAGGGCCAAGGACCUCCUUGGCGCAGGAAGGCCUUGAACACGUCCGGACCUUCCGGAUCUUCCGGCUCUAACUUGAUCGGCUUCGUUGGAUGUGUUGGCUUUGUUGCAACGGGCGGUGUGUGCCAGCACAUGGAAUAAAACUAUGUAAGAUGAUAUCCACUGGAACAUAUGAGGCACAUGUGUACUACUCUAUACAUUUAGAUGACGAUACCCUACUCUAGACUAGACCAGACGCCCAUGCGUCUAUUUUUAAAAAAGAC
Molecule: messenger RNA, 1086 nt
Organism: Pyricularia oryzae 70-15
Lineage: Eukaryota; Fungi; Ascomycota; Sordariomycetes; Magnaporthales; Pyriculariaceae
Product: cyclase/dehydrase
Exons: 1
Coding region: 123-863 (246 amino acids)
Biological process (GO): ubiquinone biosynthetic process; cellular respiration
Cellular component (GO): mitochondrion
Molecular function (GO): ubiquinone binding
Source: RefSeq, a predicted model, not a curated record